GAGGGACUGGCACUAGUAACAGCAAAACAUGGAAAAAGCGCUCGAACUUUGAAAAUGUUCAAUCUCUUUGMCCAAAAAUGACUUGAUUUACAAAUAAUCGAUUGAAUACUAAAGGAAAAGGAUGUCUCGAAGUAAUUCCAACUCAAGGAGCUACCGCUCUGGUCGUUCACGUGGAGAAKAUAGUAUUUUAUCAAGCGAUAACGAUACAGARUUGAACAACACUUCUUUGGAUGUGGAUUCUUCUUCGACCUUUCUUAUGUCAUCUGCUUUGUCAACGACAAACGUUGAAAGUGACUCAGAAAAUCGAGUUACAAAAGCUAUGAUAGAAAAGAAACAACUUCUGCAUGAUAUAGAAUUACUACGAAUUGAAUUAAGUCAAAAAAACCUGAUGAUUGAUAAUUUGAAAGUUGAGCAUAUGAACAYGGUUGAUGAGCUCGAAGAAAAAGUCUCUGAAAAUCGACACGGGAAGCUGAUUUUGCAAGCAAGACUUGAAUCACAGCUUAAACUACAGCAAGAAGAAUCUCAAUCAAGGCUAGAUAGGAUGAGACAAGAAUUGAAUAGUAUCAUGAACAGACAACAACAACUUGAGGAGGAAAAUGAACGAUUACAAGGCAGAGCUGGGGACUUGAGACAAGAUUUAGUUGAUGUUCAGAUUUUAACUGAAGAACAAUACUUAGAACUCAAGACUGCAAAUCCUGACCAAAUGAGCUUAAAAGACUUUGUAUCAGUCAAGAUCUAUSAGGCAGCCCAUCCAUACAAGGUUGAAGUAGAAAGUCUUCUUCAGCAAGUUGACUUGUUGACAAGGCAGCUUUUAAGUAAAGAAGAAGAUGCAGCUUUGUACCAAAAGCAAGCAGAAGAAGAGAGAUUUUCACGCUCUGAGUUGGAGUACAGAGCACAGAGGCUGGCUUUACAAGUUGAAGAUCUAAAGUCCAAGCUACAACAYGGAGACUACAAGAAAUCAAAUUUUGACAAUGUUAGAGGUGAGAGAGAUUCUUUGGACAGAGAGGUUAUGGAGUUGAAAAAGUCCAAUACAGUGCUAGAAGCUAGUCUCAAGGCUAAGGUGGAUGAGCUGCAAGAGUAUCAGAAAGAGAUGCAGACUACAAAACAGUCACUUGCCCUUCUGAAACAAGACAAAGAGUAUCUGAACAAACAAGUCCAGGAGCUGAGUACCCGAAGUAGCUUGGCUGAAGAACAUUUACAGCAAGUAACCAAGCAGCUGAAUACUACCAAACAGGCCAGGGAAGAGCUGUAUGAAAAGUAUAUCAGCACCAGAGAGCAAUACAAAUCUGAAUAUGAAAUGAAACUAAAAGAAGAACUGGACAACAUUGGGCUCAAAACAAACUCAGAAUUGGAUAAAAUCAGGAAUGAUACAAAAGAUAUGUAUGAACGAGAGAACAAGAGUCUCAGAGAAGCUAGAGACAAUGCUCUACAUGAGAAGGAACGGGCAAGAAACGCAGAGAAAGAAGUCACAUCAAAAUAUGACCAGCUAUUAUCAGAGUUCCGUCAGCUGCAGGUUAGCUCUGACAGUAAGCAUUCUGAGUUACAGAAUGAACUGAAACUCAAGCAGUUUGAGAUAGACAGAUUACAGAUUCUCUAUGAUGAGACAUCACAGAGUUUUAAGCAACUAAAACUGGAUUAUGAGAAAUGCAGCAAAAAGAAUGAGGUUCUGAUUCAGGAGUUUUAUUCCUUGCAACACAAGACUGACAAGCACAUUUCAUCCCUUGAGUCUGAAACUAAAGAAAAGACAGAAAAACUCAAGUUGUAUGAAAACAUGGAGCAGGAACUUGAUGAUGUUAUCAUGCAAUCUGCAGAAAUUGAGAGUGAAGUUGAUGCAGAAAGGUUCCUAUGUUCCUAUGGAUACGGUGCUAAUGUUCCAAGCACAGCAAAAAGACGGAUGCAACAAAGUGUCCAUCUUGCAAGGAGAGUACUUCAGUUAGAAAGAGCCAACACUUCACUAAGAAAUGAGAUGGAAAGAGAGAAAGCAAAACGAGACAAACUUGAAGAAGAGCUUACUGGUGCGACAAGUCUGUUGAAUGAGGCCAAGCAGCCUUACAAGUACUUGAUAGAAAGCAUGCAAACACGAGAUAGUGAGAACCAAUCACUUAAAGAACAAUUGUCUGGAUUGAAGGAGGAGCUAAAAAAACUCAAGCAACAGAAGGAAGAGUUGAUWAAGACAAAAAACUUAAUGACUGCUGAUUUAGAGAGGCUACUCAACCAGAGAGAGGAAAUUUCCCUUUUGAAGCAAACACUGCUUGGCUUAGAACCAUCAUCAAAGCAACAUGAUAUCCAUCAUAGAACUCAGCAAAGAGGCAAAGCUGCUAAGAUGUCAGAUGUCAAUAUUGUCACACCCAAACCUACAGUUUUUACAAAGUCUGAUCCACCAAACUGGUACAGAAAGCUGAAGCAAAAACUGGGAGACUCACAAGACGAAGAAUCUCUCUGAGGAUUUGAUUUGGUUCAAAAAAUUGUAACAGCCAUGGUUGGUGUGCACUGUAUCACGGAUUACUGAAAAAGCAUUACAAACAAUGCAACACAGGGAUCUUUAUCCUUCACUCUCAAGCAGGUAGCAAGAAUUGACUACCAGGGUACAUGUACAGUGUGGCUGUUGCCAUGUCAACACAUACCAACAACAACAACUUGUAACUAUAGCAACAGCAGARUGAUAUACAAUAACAACCAAGAGAUUGGGUACACAUUUAUUAUGAAAUAAGAGAAGUGUUACAAAAAUGUUUUCUAUAACUGAGAAACUACUUUWUACACAAAUUUAUGCUUAUAAUCAUGUUUUCUUAAACUUACAAUAAGGAGCCAAGUUAAUGUAAAUAGAGCUAUACAUUUCUUGCAUGUGAUGUCUUUAUCUGGGACACAAAACAAGAUUUUUCUCUGCUGAGAUCAAGAGUCUUGUCUUGUCCCCCAGGUGAKGCUAUAUUCCUAUGAAAUUUGCAGGUCUAUUUUCUCAAAUGUAAAAUAUUUCAGAUAAAAUUAAUGUAGAUAAAUCAUUCACAUUACUUCAUUGACAUACGUUGUAAAUACAAUUAAUUCACUUUUCUAUGCAUCACUGACACUGUUAUUAUUAUCAAUAAUACUCUAGUACUUUUUAUUAAUAGUAUUAAGGUACUUGUUUUAUUAUUCUAUACUGAAAAUGGCAGCCUAGUUAUAAUCCUUACUAUAUUGUAAAACUAGCAUUUUCAUCCUGUGACUAGCUACAACGAGUUUUAAGUCAACAUUGUCCAUUUAUUAUCCAUACUCCUGAAAUAGGAAAUUAUAAAAAUAUAUCAGUUUACAAAGAGUGUUGUUGUAAAAUASGUCAUUAUUAAACAAUAUUAAUACCUA
Exaiptasia diaphana is the source of this 3330-nucleotide messenger RNA. Its product is annotated as progesterone-induced-blocking factor 1-like. Bases 122 to 2443 code for a protein of 773 amino acids. The transcript is spliced from 16 exons. Gene Ontology annotation, biological process: cilium assembly. NCBI's taxonomy places the organism in Eukaryota, Metazoa, Cnidaria, Anthozoa, Actiniaria, Aiptasiidae. The record is from RefSeq and is a predicted model, not a curated record. Gene Ontology annotation, cellular component: centriolar satellite.